Molecule: messenger RNA, 1572 nt
Organism: Phasianus colchicus (ring-necked pheasant)
Lineage: Eukaryota; Metazoa; Chordata; Aves; Galliformes; Phasianidae
Source: RefSeq, a predicted model, not a curated record
UAAAGUUUUCAACAGUGCCUCUUCAAGAAGUGUGAUGAGAAAUGGCUUUGGGAAACAACACCCAGAGAAGUUACUCCAUCAUCCCCUGCUUCAUCUUUGUUGAGCUUGUCAUCAUGGCUGGGACUGUUCUGCUUGCCUACUAUUUCGAGUGCACCGAUACUUUUCAGGUGCAUAUCCAAGGUUUCUUCUGUCAGGAUGGCAAUUUGAUGAAACCAUACCCCGGAACGGAGGAUGAGAGCUUCAUUUCACCUCUGGUGCUCUACUGUGUGCUGGCUUCGACUCCGACAGCUAUUAUUUUUAUUGGUGAGAUAUCGAUGUAUUUCAUAAAAUCAACCAGAGAAACCCUAAUUAUCCAAGAGAAAACUAUUUUGACUGGAGAGUGCUGUUACCUGAACCCACUGCUUCGAAGAAUCAUACGUUUUAUAGGAGUGUUUGCAUUUGGACUUUUUGCCACUGACAUAUUUGUAAAUGCUGGCCAGGUUGUGACUGGGAACUUGGCUCCAUACUUCCUGACUGUGUGUAAACCCAACUACACUGGAAAUGACUGUCGGACCCACCACCAGUUCAUCAACAAUGGCAACAUCUGCACUGGGGAUGUAGAGGUGAUUGAAAAGGCCAGGAGAUCCUUUCCAUCCAAACAUGCUGCUUUAAGCAUCUACUCAGCUUUAUACGCCACGAUGUACAUCACAAGCACAAUUAAAACAAAGAGCAGCAGGCUAGCCAAACCUGUGCUGUGUCUGGGCACUCUGUGUGCUGCGUUCCUCACUGGGCUGAAUCGAGUUUCUGAGUACCGAAACCAUUGUUCAGAUGUGAUCGCAGGCUUCAUCCUGGGAAGUGCAGUCGCCUUGUUUCUGGGGAUAUGUGUUGUCCAUAACUUUAAGGGCACCCAUGGAGCUCCUUCUAAACCGAAGCCUGAAGACCCACGAGGAAUGCCGUUAAUGGCUUUUCCAAGAGUUGAAAGUCCUCUGGAGACACUGAGUGCACAGAAUCACUCUGCCUCUAUGACUGAAGUGACUUGAGAUGGAAGAUUGGCAGCAGAAGCUAUUUUUUAUUACCCUCCAGUACAAUACUUCAAGACACACAGUUACUAAGUGUCAGACUGUGAUGAUCAGUAUUAUGUUAUGUCUAGUUAGAAGCUAAUGUUUUGUACAUUUUUUUGUAUGAGGAAGUGAUGUAGCUUGCCCUGAUUUUUUGUCAGCUUUAAUAUUAUUAUGCCAGAAUUUAAAAUCAAAAUAGAAAAAAAAAAAAAAAAAAUCCAAAACCUUUUCUUGUUUAAAUUGUGCACUGAGGAAUUACAUCUAUAGAAUUGUUGGUGUUGUUAUGUGAUAUUUGUACACGGAUUUUUUUCAUUUUUGAAUUAAUAUAUCUUGAGAAAAAAAAUCACUUUUACCUUUUCUUACCAUAACAAAGUGCUUCAACCAGCGGGUCAGAUUCUGAUCUUGGUAAGCUCUGAAGUAAUUACGUAUAUUUAAUUCAGAUGAAAAUAAUGGUGAUCAGAAAUCUAACCCAAACCAACAAGUAGUAAACAUCCAGCCUUGAUUCAGUGAGCUACUUAAGCAAGCCUUAGCAUCA